GCUUUGGAACCUAUUGGUCGGCCUUGCUACCCAUUUCAAUAAACAACCUGAUCUGCUUUGUUACAAACCCAUUGUUUAUGACUGUCUUUUUAAGAUGAAAACCUUGUUAGACUUAGACCUUCUGGAUAAGCAGGGACCAUUUUAUUAUGGCCACCAUCGGAAUUUGAUGCCGCCCAUUAGCUUUAAUGGCUUGUAG
Dentiscutata erythropus is the source of this 196-nucleotide messenger RNA. Lineage: Eukaryota; Fungi; Glomeromycota; Glomeromycetes; Diversisporales; Gigasporaceae. The record is from the annotation of a GenBank genome assembly.